Messenger RNA from Penaeus vannamei (Pacific white shrimp), 2998 nucleotides. RefSeq lists its product as uncharacterized. The record is from RefSeq and is a predicted model, not a curated record. Lineage: Eukaryota; Metazoa; Arthropoda; Malacostraca; Decapoda; Penaeidae.
UUCCCCUCAUUAAGGCAAAUAUUACGGUCCUGUCAACUUUCCCUCAGUGUUCCUCCGUCAAGGAAAUCAGCUGAUCGCAUUUUCUUGGUGGUUAAGAUUCAGACUUCUUUCGAGAGGUUUCGUUAGCCAUCAGAAGCCCUUAGGAGCCGUAGCAUAAUAUUUAGGAUACAAGGAAUUCUCGUACCAGUACCACGGACUCCCCGGUUACCUUCCUGAGAGCGUCUUCGAAACUAUGUCAACACUGCUAAAGAAAACACUGCUGAAGUUCGCUGCUCUGUAAGAUGACCAGACCUCUUGCAUACAGCUGUGUAAAGAAAGAGAGAGCUUGAAGAAACUCCGCGAGCUUCCAGCACACCUGUCUCCACACAACCCCACUCCUAUGCAAUGCACUUAACAAGAAACAUAGUGAAUGGUUUCCGAUAUCAGGUAGCAGUGAACAUAGAGGGUCAGCGCGUGUUGGCAGAGGUAGUGAAAUGGAUGUACAAGGGAGGAAAUCAAAAUGUCAAAGUAUAUUCUCAAAGUCUUGGUCUUUCUAAUAAGAAAUACAAAGAUAUUUUUAAUGCCAGGCAGCGGAAGAUUCUAGAUACUGUGGUCAGUUCUACUUUAGAUACGGACAAUGCCUUUAGGGAAUAUGACAUAUCUCUUCUCUAUAGCAUUCUUCAGAACUUUUGCGGGUUGAAAAGACGUAACUCCCCAGUUUGGACUUCACAAGCACUGGGGGAGAGCCUGGAAUAUCUCAUCUACAUCCUGAAAGAGGAACGGAAUGAGGAUGCACACAAGAAGGACCUCCAGCAAAUGUCAGACACGAAAGUAAAAAAAAAGCUGGAAUGGUUGAAGCACCUGUUGUGGAAGAUUCUCUCAAAGGCCUGCAUUGUUACAGGGAAGCAUCCUCGCAAUGCCCACAGAUUGAAGCAAACAGUCAACGAUAACUUUAAACAACUGCUAACAAAAGUUCGAGAGCCGUUAGAUCCUACCGAUUUGGCCUUAUUGCCGCAACUCCAAGACGAAAUUAGAGUUUUCCAUGAAACCAUCCGGGAAAGAGUAAAAAAAGACAGUUGCCAAGAGUUGCAGGACCUUUACCCUCGUCUGUGGGAUGUGACUCUUGCUCCUUGGCUGUUCCCAGAACUGAAAAUGCGUCCAAGUUUAAGCUGUACCAAUUUGAUAAUUAAAGAGGACAUGAUAUGGUCCUUGGCUUCUGAAGAACCUCGAAUCAUAUCUCAGAAGGAGCUCCUCCAAGUGAAGCGUAGAGAUGAUAGCUUGCCUGAUGUGUUAAUCAUUUCAGGUCCAGGAGGCAUGGGCAAAACCACCCUCUUCAAAUUCAUGAUCGAAAGCUGGGUAGAAGACUCUUCACAAAUCACAGGACUCGAAAAGGUUUCACAUCUGAUGUACUUCCCAUUUCGAGGCUCUAACACCUGCUGCUUGAGGGACAUGCUAAAGAAUUUGCUUCCAAAGACCUUUCAGGAAUCAGGAGUCAAGAUAGAAUACUUUCAGGAACUCUUCUCAACAUUUUUUCCAGUUUUCCUUCUGGAUGGCUAUGAUGAGGCGAAUGAAGAGUCAAAAAAACUUGUUGUUGAUCUUCUGAACAUCAAUAUGAAUAUGCGUUUAAUCAUAACAACAAGACCAGGUUAUGCAAAGGAACUAACUCAGAUCAUACAGAAUAAGAAGAGUGUACUGAAUGUAGAAAUGAAAGGUAUUAGCAAGGAAAAGUGUGAUACAUUUGUUGAAAAUGCACUAUCUGAAAUUAUUGAGGAUCCUUAUCGCAGAGGCCGAAUGAAAAACAACAUUCUCACCAAUCUCGACAACUUAAAUCUGGAAAAGAAUGUAUUGAAUGUCCCAUUAACUAUGAAAUUACUAAUCGUACGUGAAAUCCUGACUCCUGACCAGAGUUCGACUGACAUCUACGAAGACUUGACUAAGCUCAUGAUGGGUAAGACUGAGGAGAGGCUAAUAAUAAAAGGCACCAUAGACGUUGAAGAUAAAAUCAAAGAAUAUCAUGAGUUUCAAAAGGAAGUUGCUCUUCGUGGUCUGAAAAGAUGUGAACAUGACCUCUGGCCAGAAACAGUUGAAGAACUGAAAGCAAAAUGCAAAAACCUGAAUCUUCCUUAUAAGGAAAUGUUAGGUGGAUUUCUCACCUCAAAGAGAUCGCGACAAGGGUUGUCAAUCGUUCAGACAUGGUCUUUCCCACACAAUAGAUUCCAAGAACACUGGGCAGCCGAUUAUGUUGCUACAAAGUUCUUGACUGUCACUAAUACGCUGUUUCUUGAUGAAAAUGAAAUUCCAUCCAUUGAGGAAAUCACAGAGCUUAAUCCAGAUAAAAAUCCUCUUUUGGAAAUAUACUUCAGUGGAGCCGAAGAGGCAAAGAAGCUGUUAUGCAAAGGAAACAAACAAAGGAAUUUGCUGAUCGACAUUUCCUGUAAAGCUCUCCAUCUUUUACCCUCGACAAAGAAGUCUCUCCUGAAGAAAUUCAUUGUUGCAGUCGUCUCUCUUCUCUUGUACAGUGAAGGCAUACAUGCAACAGAAACAAAAUGUGACAGAAUGUGCCAGUUCCUACGAGCAUCAGGUAAUUUGCCAAGCGUGAUAGAGGUCUGCGGCCAAAUCCUGCAAUGGUACAACGUGUGGGAAGUCCACGUGAGAUUCUUGGAGGAAGUAGUGAUUCUCAAGGACUUCCUCGAGUCUCGCCGCAUCCUUAUCAGAAUGGAGGAAGGUUUUGAGGAAGUGUGUUUUUACCAGCUGGAAUCUUAUCUGAGGGAAUUCGUCCAAGGGAGCGUCGAGAUUGUAAAAGGAGACUCUAGCGGCAUGGGGACUUGAUCACUAAUACUUGGUGUGGUGUUUUUGAUUUGGAUAUUUGCCCAAAUUUGUGACUUAUGUCAGUAAAGAAUAAAGGGAUAUGUAACAGACUGAUUCAUAUUGUGCUAACACAUGGGUAGUGAGUUACCUGGCAAUUGACAGGAUAUUGGAAAUAUGUAAUUAGAGAAUUGCAAAUAUACAUUUUAAAAUA